UGAGAGUCGUUCACGCGUUGAGAAAAUAUUACGCCAAAUAUUUUCAACAACUUUCCAAAUCAACCAUGGUUAUUGUUUUGCAGGUCAGAGGGACUGUAAAGUAGUUGUGUUUUCAUAAUUCUUGUAAAAUAGAAUCACCUAGUUUUGACACCAUGGGUCCUGUCAUUUCCCUCACUUGGCCCUACGCCUCCAUUCUGUGGCUCCACCUGAUGUCAGCAUCUGACCGCCCCAUGAGUGAAGGGCAGUUUGAAGUGCUUUGAAGGGGUAGAUAACCCCUAACCCCUUGAACCUACACAGGAAUGCAUAAACAGACGGGUGCAAGUGGGGGAAAUGGGACGGACCCUAUGAGUUGUCCCAAAGUUCUCAUGUCAAAUUUGUUUUUUUUGCAAAAAAGUUGUCUCAGGAUUUGGAAAAACAAAUGAAGGAUGUUCCACCAGUGUUUAACAUCACAGGAACGUUGUGUUUGUAACCUCCUGUCAUGUCCUCCUGUCAGCCUGUGCAUUAUUAAUGCACUAGAUUAAUGACUCCAUUGAGCCAAACAUGUGUCACAAAAAAAUUAUCCCCAAACCAGUAAUGCAACAAAUCCUCCUUCCAGUUGCAAUAAGUCAUUCCACACAUGAUCUAUUGUCAGAGCCGCAGCAGAGCCGGAGUCGAGAUGAGUCUCUGUGUUUUCUAGUUAGAGAAGUUAGUUUCAGGGAAAAAAUACUUUUAGUUUGCGUUUUUUCUAAAGAAACUACUGAACUGAUUUCAUCAGGACCGAAUUGACAACACAACAGAGUCACUGGGAAACACUGCGUGCACACAUGGCGGCCUCCGGCUCUCUGCUGAGUGGGGACCAGUUUGUGUGCUCCAUUUGUCUGGAUGUGUUCAUGGACCCCGUCGCCACGCCGUGUGGCCACAACUUCUGUAUGAAGUGCAUUUCCCAGCACUGGGCUGUCAAUAUCCCCUGCAAGUGUCCCGUGCGUAAGGAGGUUUUCUACACCAGACCUGAGCUGCGGGUCAAUACUUUGAUCUCACAGAUGGCAGAUCAGGUCCGACAGGAAGGCGAGAGGAAGAACCUCGAGGUACCGCGUGCCACGGCAGAAGAUGUUCCCUGUGACAUCUGCACCGGAACCAAGGGGAAAGCCUUGAAGUCCUGCCUGGUGUGUCUGGCCUCCUACUGCGAAUCUCACCUGGAGCCUCAUCUGACGGCGCAAGGUCUGAGAAACCACCAGCUGGUCCGUCCUGUGAAAGAUCUGCUGGGUCGUAUGUGUGUGAAGCAUGACAAACCCAUGGAGCUCUUCUGCAGAAUGGACCAGACAUAUGUCUGCCUACUCUGCAUGAUUUGUGAGCACAGGUCACAUGAUGUCGUCCCGAUGAAAAACCAAUACGAGGAAAGAAAGGCUGAGCUGGACAAGACAGAGGCUGAAGUUCAGCAGAUGAUCCAGAGGAGACGGAUGAUGAUCGGGCAGCUCAAACACUCCCUGGAGGUCAGUGAGGAGAAUGCAAACCGAGAGAAAGAAGAGGCUCUUCGGGUCUUCACUGCUCUGAGGGAGCACGUCGACAGACGCCUGGCGGAGUUUAAUGAGACGAUCAGUGACAAGCAGAGACCACUGGAGACUCAGGCCAAAGCCUUGAUCUCAGAGCUGGAACAGGAAGUCGUUGACCUGGUGAAGAGAAGCGAUGAGCUGGGGAAGCUCUUGUGUUCUGAAGACCACCUCCACUUCCUCCAAAGCGUGUCUUCCCUACCGGAGGCUCCUCCCACCAAAAACUGGAAGGACAUCAGUGUCUGUCAACCAUCAUAUAAGGGUACAUUGCAAAUUUUUGUAGCUGAGCUGCAAACGAUGCUCUUUGAAGAGGUAAAGAAGUUCUUCGAGGCCGAGCUGAAGAGGGCCCAGCAGUACGCAGCAAACGUGACGCUCGAUCCCGACACAGCGAAUCCCUGGCUCGUCGUGUCUGAAGAUAAGAAGCAGGUGAAGUUCGGUCGCGUCAGCAAAAAUCUCCCAGACAAUCCAAAGAGAUUUUCCUUCUAUGCCAGUGUCUUUGGAAAGCAGAGUUUUACCUCAGGAAGAUUUUACUUUGAGGUCCAGGUUGAAGGGAAGACAAAGUGGGACUUGGGAGUGGCCAGAGAGUCGGUCAACAGGAAGGGGCAAAUCAUGCUAAACCCUCAAAACGGAUACUGGACGAUAUCGUUAAAGAAGGAAAACCAGUGCACAGCUUUCGCUGAAUCACGCAUCCAUCUGUCUCUGAAUCAUCUGCCCAAGAAGGUGGGGGUGUUUGUGGAUUAUGAGGAGGGUCUGGUCUCCUUCUACGAUGUCGACGCUGUCGCUCUCAUCUACUCCUUUACCGGGUGCUCGUUCAACGAGACACUCCACCCAUUCCUCAACCCCUGCAGUAGUGAUGGAGGGAAAAACUCCGCCCCUCUGAUCAUCUGUCAAGUCCAAAACCCCAAACUGCCCCGAUUGCCAUUAUUUCGAACAAUGAGAAAUAAAUUAUCGGAAAUGUGAAUUAAACAGGUGGAAUAAAGUGCAACUAUGAAGCUGAAUAGUAAUGAUUUGUCAUUAUAACCAUGUGACCAUGAGUCUAUGGAGACGGGUAUUAGUUCCGUGGGAAUUUACAUUAUUGUUCUUUUCAGAUUAUGGUGAAGUUAGUAUUUUAAUUUUUUUCUAGAUAUUUCUCUUUUACGUGACUCGUUGCUGUUAAGUUUGACCUGAUGGGGUUUAUCUUUUCUUUUCUUAUGAGUGCAAUAGGCUUUUAAGAGUUUUAACUACAUCGCAAUAUGAUGGAUUAGAUUAAGAAUUUGCUAAAUGGAAAAUUCAGAAUGAUUAUUACACCAUGAAUUUAUUUGUACUAUUGUAUGUAAAAUGUGUGAGUUUUUCUGUUCGUGGUAAGAUUUUGAAAUAAAUAAAAGCAAAUUAAAAAAAGACAAGGCUGUGUAAGUACAUUUGUUUAAAAAACAAGGAAAAAUUAAUGAAUGAAAUAAAUAAAUAACUAAAUAAGCAUGCAGAAUAAACGGAAAUAUAAAGAUCGAAUUAACACACACAAUGUAAAUCAAAUAUUUACAGUGUGAACAGAAUCUAAAAUUGCACAUCAGAUAACAUAAAUGAAAUUGUGUGUUCCACAUUGAACCAAGUUGAACCCGAGUGAGUUUUCACUGCAGAACGUCGACUGGUUGAACAGUCAAUCCGCUGCAGGAAGGAACAACACGUUCAUGUUUAUCUUUUCUGACUUCCCAUAUUGUCAUGCGUUGUUAUAAUUCAUGUUCCACAGUCUGACACACUGUAGACGCCUCUUGCAGAGGUGGGAAAAAAAGUUGAAGGAAGUGAAAUGUUUCCAGUAAACGCAGGAUGUAACAACAGGCGCGACGUCUCCGGAUGGAAUGAGACAUGGAAAACAUAGAAAAACAAAGAAAUGAAGACAAAUCCAACGUGUCUUGUUUCUAUUGUCUCUUCAUGUAUGAAUUGACCGUGUCAUAAUUAACUGAAGAAACAUGUUAAAUGAUCCAGGAUUUAUUAGGCUUGGUGAAGGUAUGUUUCAUUUUCACAGGUUAUAUUUCAUUGGUCUUAAUGACACAAUCACAUCAGGCACAUCUUGGGGACUGAUCAGCUGUCAGUGUGUGUGAUUCGGUGCGACUUUAGGUAACUAACUGUUGGGCCGUGGUGCAGGUUUGAGCGUGACUGAGUCACAUUCUAGUCUUUGAAAUGCAGCGACAGUCGAAGCUCUUAUCAAGCGUUCAUUAAGAAACGUAACGUACGUGUUGCUCCUUUACAGAGCCUCUA
Messenger RNA from Scophthalmus maximus (turbot), 3758 nucleotides. Its product is annotated as E3 ubiquitin-protein ligase TRIM21-like. The record is from RefSeq and is a predicted model, not a curated record. Gene Ontology annotation, molecular function: zinc ion binding; protein binding. Bases 804 to 2486 code for a protein of 560 amino acids. Lineage: Eukaryota; Metazoa; Chordata; Actinopteri; Pleuronectiformes; Scophthalmidae. The transcript is spliced from 2 exons.